GCCCCCGCACUUCUUGUCCGGGACCGCCAUACACUCAUGGGCGUCCCUCUGGCUUUGCUAACUCUUGCUGUGUUAUCCGGCGUCACUGCCGCCCACGAUGCGGGCCUCAUAAGCGCUCUCGGGCCCCAGGGCGUCCAUCUCGUCAAACUGAACGCGCAGAACGCGCGCUGGAAGGCGCUCGCGGACGCGUCGAAUUCCGCACAGAAACCGUUCGGCGGGGCAUCCGACGACCCGCUCUACCAAGCGUACGACGAGUUCCCCGCCCAGUGGUUCGAGCAGCCGCUCGACCACUUCAACAACGAGACCGGGGACACGUUCGGGCAGCGGUACUGGGUGAACAAAAGGCACUACGUGCCCGGGACGAACGCGCCGGUCAUUGUGCUGGAUGGAGGGGAGACUAGUGGAGAGGACAGACUGCCCUUUCUCGAUACGGGUAUAGUCGAGAUCCUGACGCGCGCCACCGGCGGCGUGGGUGUUGUCCUCGAGCAUCGGUACUAUGGAGAGACCAAGCCCGUCCAGAACCUCACCACGGACUCACUGCGCUUCCUGACAAACGAGCAGAGCGCGGCUGACAGCGCGAACUUCAUGGCGAAUGUGAAGUUCGAUGGCAUUGACGAGGACCUGACUGCGCCUGGGACGCCAUGGAUCUACUAUGGGGGCUCGUACGCCGGUGCACGCGCGGCGCAUAUGCGCGUACUUUACCCAGACCUUGUCUUCGGUGCUAUUGCCUCCAGCGCCGUCACCCACGCCGACAUCACCAACUGGCAGUACAUGGAGGUCAUCCGCCGCUCCGCCCCCGAAGCCUGCGCCCGCCACCUCGAGAACUCCAUCCAAACCAUCGACGCCGUCCUGGCCCGCGGCGGCUUCCCCUCGCGCGCAUUGAAAGCGCUGUUCGGGCUCUCGGGCCUUGAGCACGACGACGACUUCGCUUCCGUGCUGUCGUCGCCGCUCGGGUACUGGCAGGCGAAGUGCUGGGACCCGCAGUUUGGGAGCACGGCGUUUGAGGACUUUUGCGAGGUGCUGGGGAAGGCGCCUGCUGGGCAUUUGGGGGCGUUGGAGUAUGGGGAUGAGGAGAGGAUGGUGGAUGUUGGGGAUGGGUUGGCGUUGGAUUUCUCGGUGUUGAACUAUGCGAAGUAUAUUCGGGAGAACGUGGUCUCGCGCUGCACUGACAACACUGUCGAAGAGUGCUUCGGCUCAUACGACGACUUUCAAUACCUCGCGACCGACCUCGACCAAACAUGGAGACUCUGGCUCUUCCAGGUUUGCACGCAAUGGGGCUACUUCACUACCGCCCCGCCCGACCCAGCCCACCCGCGCAUCCUCUCCAAGCUCAUCACCCUCGCGCACGAGUCCAAAAUCUGCAAGCAGGCCUUCCCGCCCGGCAAGCACUUCACCGUCCCGAGCAUGCCGAAUGUGACUGCGGUGAACAUGUUGGGCGACUUUGAUAUUCGCGCGGAGAGGUUGGCGAUUAUUGAUGGGGAGGUCGACCCCUGGCGACCGGACACGCCGCAUUCGGAGGAUGCAAUUGAGAGGGAGGAUACGAUUAGCGAGCCGUUCAAAUUGAUUCCGAACGGCGUCCACCACUACGACGAGUACGGCUACCUCAACCUCGCUGACGAGCCGCCCGAGAUCCAGCAGAUUCAUGGCGAGAUGAUCCUUUUCGUGACGGAGUGGCUGAAGGAGUGGAAUGCGACAAGGACUUGAAGUGGGAAGUAUGUGUAUGCUGGGAAGAUGAGUAGCACGAGGAGUACUUGAAGAAGUUAUGGUACUGGUAGAUAGUAUCACGCAGCACAACUUGAAGUACGCCAAUGGAACAACGCGUGAUAACCUGCGCGAUGGGCGAACCCACUUUGCCUAUGCAGUCCAAACAUGACCCUUCCC
Molecule: messenger RNA, 1881 nt
Organism: Schizophyllum commune H4-8
Lineage: Eukaryota; Fungi; Basidiomycota; Agaricomycetes; Agaricales; Schizophyllaceae
Product: peptidase S28
Exons: 11
Coding region: 37-1704 (555 amino acids)
Biological process (GO): proteolysis
Molecular function (GO): dipeptidyl-peptidase activity; serine-type exopeptidase activity
Source: RefSeq, a predicted model, not a curated record